Molecule: messenger RNA, 1273 nt
Organism: Branchiostoma floridae (Florida lancelet)
Lineage: Eukaryota; Metazoa; Chordata; Leptocardii; Amphioxiformes; Branchiostomatidae
Product: peptidyl-prolyl cis-trans isomerase FKBP2-like
Biological process (GO): protein peptidyl-prolyl isomerization
Molecular function (GO): peptidyl-prolyl cis-trans isomerase activity
Source: RefSeq, a predicted model, not a curated record
AUGUUUGCAGAUCCUCCAAGAUGAAGCCCCAUGUUCUGGUGCCGCUGGCAGCCCUGAUGUCCGUCUGUCUAGCAGGGGAGCAGAAAGUACAGAUAGGCAUCAAGAAACGAGCUGAGACCUGCCCCAUCAAGUCCAAGAAGGGGGAUACUCUACACAUGCACUACACGGAUGUGUGAAAAAGAGAAAAGGAAGCUUGUCAUUCCACCAGAACUUGGUUAUGGUGAACGAGGAGCUGGCAAUAAGAUUCCAGGUGGUGCCACUCUGAUCUUUGAGGUGGAACUGAUCAAGAUUGUCAGGAAGGAAGAACUGUAGUGCUCUCUAGCAAUAGGAGGCUGAAGUGCAGGCAGACUUUGUUUCAGAAAUGAAAAUUUCUGGAAAAAUUGCACCACUGUGAUGGUCUUACUACUCUGCCGUUCGAGCAAAAAUUGUACUUCUUUUCCUGGUAUGACAGAACAGCAUUGUGAUAAGACCAUUACAGUAUGCACUGAUGGUACUUCUUCUGCAUUGAAAAAUAAUUAUGUUGAGAGGAAUAGAGGGUAGACAACUGCCAUGGUGAAUUCUAUGUUUGUUUCAGUUUCCACUCAAUUCUGUUUGUAAGUUGAAGACUAUUAACAUCUUAUAUACGUAGUAAGCUACAUAUGUGAUUACCGGUAAGUGAAAAUUUGUCAAAAAGUCAAUGAGAGUAUCAUAUUGUAACAUAGCAUGUGUGGAAGAGUCUGCUACUGACAUGAUGUGCUAUGUUCUCCACUGUCUAGUUGGACAUUUACAUUUUUUUGUACAAUGUAAUUCUAGAUGUGACUCUCUACUGAACUGCUGUGAAGACAUCCUCUAAACUUUCAACCAGAGAAUGUAUCAUAUUUGCCAUUGUCUUUAUUGUACUGCACUGUACAUGUUAAUGCAAAUGAUUGCUUCAAAUGAUUUACCAUCAGUUCAGCUUGAGUGAAUAAAACAUCAACUCUCAAUUCCACUGGAUGCCACAAUACUGGUACAGGCACAUGAAAAAAAGGACAUGAAUUUAUAGUGAAUUUUUGUACCAACGCACCAUCUGUAAUCCUGGGGUAUAUAACUUCAGAGGUUCAAGGUGUUCAAGACAAUCUUGAGAAGGCCUCUGUGUAUGACAGUGUUUUUUAUGUGGCGUUAUUUGCCAAGUGGAAUGAUGAGAGUUGAUGUUACAUUGAAGGACAAGCAGCUUAGAAUGCCUAAACAAGAUAAUGUGCAGCUGUUUAUCCACUAUUCUUGUUUUUUUGCCUGUCAUGAAUAAACUAUGGAGGAU